CUGUUACGGAUGGCAUGCAGAGACGAAGAUGAUACGGCGACGACGACAAGGAUGAUUUUCAGGACUUACGAUGGAGCGGCUGGGAUGGACAUGGAUGGAGAUACCCCUGCAUACACGGCGUUCAGGUACACGGUCUUGCAUUUUCGGGCCCUACGGCAACAUACCCUGGGAGGAUACUGGCGUUACACUACAUAGCUGGCUUUGCAACUCCAUCUCACCUCAAUCCUUCGGUGACUGUGGUUGCUUAGACCGAAUCGAUCUGUUCAUCAAUACCCCUAAAUGCUUUCACACGGUGACGAGCAUGCAGUGCCUUUGUUCUUGGAGAUCCAUGCUGCGACGCUGGAGUGAGGUAGUAAGGGAUCUAUGAGAUGGCGUCACGUCGAUUCCGUCAAGGUAAGCAGUCUCAGGACAACGAGUAACACACAGCUUUAUCCGCGCUCAAGUCUUGUUCGCCCUCGAAUCUUUUGGAAAUUUCAUGGAUCGCCCUCAAGUUUGACGCCAGCGCAAAGGAGGCACCCAG
This is a messenger RNA of Macroventuria anomochaeta, 520 nucleotides long. RefSeq lists its product as uncharacterized. NCBI's taxonomy places the organism in Eukaryota, Fungi, Ascomycota, Dothideomycetes, Pleosporales, Didymellaceae. The record is from RefSeq and is a predicted model, not a curated record. The transcript has a single exon. The coding region runs from base 71 to 367 and encodes 98 amino acids.